Molecule: messenger RNA, 22878 nt
Organism: Biomphalaria glabrata
Lineage: Eukaryota; Metazoa; Mollusca; Gastropoda; Planorbidae
Exons: 19
Coding region: 363-19862 (6499 amino acids)
Biological process (GO): intracellular signal transduction
Cellular component (GO): cytoplasm
Molecular function (GO): guanyl-nucleotide exchange factor activity; protein binding
Source: RefSeq, a predicted model, not a curated record
CCUAGCAAGUCUCCUUAGGUGCCCUCUAGAACGGAAACAAUAAUAGCAGACGACUUUGAGUUGUAAUUGUCCCAUCGUUUGUGUGUUUCACCGAAUGAGACUAGAUCAACAGGAGAAGUGUACAGCUAGCAGGAAGUGGGGGCUGAGACUAAUGAAGGAUUACAUUGUGUUGCUGUUUUGUUGUCAUUCUUGAAAAACACUGUACUAGAUGAAAUACUAAGUCAUUAGCGAGAAGUAGAACUAGAUCUAUACCAACAGUAACGCAGACUUCUCUAUAUUGAACGGAUUUGUAUCAGAAUGCUGACGUCAUGCAGGUGAGCGUGUUUCCAGACUUACUACAAGAACCAUGAGCCGAUGACAAGAUGGCGUCUCAGAGAGGAAACGGUGGCCUGAACGAAAACAGUAAAUGGUGUGCACAGGUGCACAUGCCGCCUCAGCGCUGUCAGGAAAGGAGUUCCGAAGUCGACAAUUACCUGCCUCACUCACCCUCCCAUCCGCACCGCCCCCUCCCACCUCACAUCCUCGAUCAGAAGGAGAAAUACUCUCUUUCAAGUUUCUCCACCCCGGCCCCCGUUGCAGUGAAAGUACAUUUCGCAUCACCAGGUACUUCUUUCUCCAGUCCCUUGUUUCUCCACUCGCCCGCUCCUCCUCCUUCUUCUCAAACUUUACAAAACUCGCGAGAUAAUCGCGUUCAAGUCUCCUCAAUACGGCUUAGAGAGCCUGUACCGAGUGUAGUAACUGCAGGGGAAGUAACGCUUGGUACCCGCUCACUAAAAACUGUACCAUCGCCUGAUGAUAAUAAUAUUUACACAAAACCAGACCGGAACGCGCAAGACUUACUCGUAACUCGUGCCGCAUUCAACAGCGCAGCGAAGGAGGGCAUUCGCCCCCUGUGCUCAGAUGGGCAAACUUGCCCGCCGGUCAACGGAGACAAAGCUGGAAAUAGUUUAAGUUCGCUCGCACGUGAACUCUAUUUGAAGAGCGAUUCGAGCGAAACUGGACAGCGUUUGAUCCAUCGCGAGGCAAGGCCGUCUCAUCCCAUUCCUCCUGGACACGGGGCUAAGACUCCGACAAACAUUAAAGUCAAGGAGAGUUUACUUUUUUACUUCCGGUCAUCUUCUUACGAAGUUGGUCAAAACAAUAGCCAACGUCUAGCGCGCAGCAAGCGCGGGUGCAAGGGGCGACGACCGAGCACACAGCGCCCGCCAGCAGACGAUAGCAAGAGAUCAAUAGCAAGGGAGUUCACCGCUGGAGUAGUUCCUUCCCUUUCGCCGCUUAUCGUAGAAGAAUCAAAUCCGAAAACAUCUACUCCUGAUUUGAACCCUGGUCGUCAGGCUGUCGACGUAAGCAUCGUUACACUGUCUCGGGAUGGAGAGGCUGGGAAAACACCUCAAACUGACCAGGGAGUAGCCUUAGUAGAAUUUGGACCCACUAUUAACUACAAUCCAAAUAAAAAUAACGGCGCUGAUAUACAAUCACUAAACAGCGGUUCUCGUAAUGAGAGAUGUGUCUCAUCUGGAGAUGAAUCUGUUAAAGUUUUCACCUCGGACUUUACAGAUGAGUCUGUAAGAGAUCAGAUUUUGGAUCUUGCAGCCGUAGAUUCAUUCACCCAUGAAAGGAUAUCAUGGAAUUCACCUUCAGACAGCUUCAUUUGUGAUGACAUCGACGGCAGCGCUCAAAGCCUGAAACCCUCCUGCCACUGCGAGGUUCUGUGUUCGUGUAUUUUGUUAGGCAACCGCCUCUGUCUCCACUCAUCCCAGGAAAGCGUUUCACAGGUGAGCACAGCAACUACUCGAUCAGCGCUCACCGGUGAAGAAGUUUUAAAUUCGAGCAGGUCUGGUCUCUGCGUGCCUGCGAGGGAUUUUCAGGGUAACCACUCAGGGACCCUUGACUUCGGUGCCGCUCGUGCUUACGGAUACAGUCACGAGCCAGACACAGAGGAUAUAAUUGUUCCAGGAUUAAUCAGUUCAGACUUUUUCACUAGCGGAUAUGACGCAACGCAUCAAUCGGGAAUUCAUUAUUUAGGUGAGGUCAUAGAGACUCAGGUACAAAAAGACAGUGAACGUACACAAGCUGGACCUUCCUCUUCGCCUCCUUGUGAGCCUGAGCUGAUCGAUGAAAACACUGACCUCAAACUCUCAGAGGAUUGUCUUUGCUCUACCAACAACGAUCGACCACCUUCUGAUCUACACCCUUUGUACAGCCCUCGCCAUAACGACCGCAGCUCAAUUUCUGAGGAUACACGAGUCUCUGACGUCACAAGGGGUCAACCUUCCGAUGUCCACUUUGCUUCGGUUCCUCAAGAAAGCCAAGUUUGUACUCCUGAAACAAAUUUGGCUCACGUCGAAAGUGUUGCACGCGUAGAAGGUAAAUCGCACGGACUCACGCUUGAAACAUCGCCAUUGAAAGAGCAGCCGACUUUGACAGAAGCGAGUUACUCUGGGGGUGUUUAUUGGCUUCUAGACAACAAAGGGCACGACGAAGAAAACGGAGAUUUCAGUUCACGAGCAAAUUUACUGCCAGUCGAAGAUCAAAGUGCGUGUUUACCGCACCGCGAUGGCGCCGACAAGGGCGAAAAAGUCAUCGACGAUCCUGCUAAUUGUGCAGCGGCUACAGAAGACAGACUCACUGUAAAAACAAACAUUGGCCAAGAUUUACAAGAUAAGAUUCGGGAGCAAGGGCAGAGCGAAAGACAUUGCUUGGAAGCAAAGGGAGUGAACUCUAAUUGUUUUGAAACUUCGAAACUACCUGUUAUCGAUAGUUCGGAUCUCCAGGUGCACGAUCGAGUCGCACCAAGACAGAAACGGAGCCUGAAGACGAGUGACAGAUCGAGUGAAGUCAAGAGGGCCGGGUUUAAAAGGCCGAAAAGACUUCCCCUAGGGGAUAUAGGCUCAGCCUGUGAAGAAACAGAAUCAAAGCGGGCUAAACGAAGCGGAUUUAUUGCCGUUGACCGAAAGGAUUGCUCGGACAACAGCGACAAAUAUGGUGGUGAGACUUUGUCACGCUCGGGGCCGCAUAACACAAAUAAAAACUGUGCUCGUCGGAUUAGCAACGUGAGAACCGGGGCGACCAGGGGACGACACACUACUGGAAUUGUGUCCUGUCCUUUGAGAACAUUUCAUCUAUCUAAUUUUAGCAAACGUGACGUGAACAUUUCCCAAGGGGAAAUCCCGAGUCAAAAUGUAUUCGAAGGACAGGGGGAGGCUAGCAAUGGUGGGAACAGCAAUGAAUUCCCUAUAAACGUUCCUAGAUAUAGAUUCCAAAUUGCGGAGUCCGACUGCCAUGAACUCCAAAACACAUGUGUCCAUCAAACUGUAACUAGUACCAAGUGUGGUAGUAUUUCUCAGGAUACCAAAACAUCCAAGGGACGGGUGCCGUUAAUAUUAAGCUCUGGGGACAAUUUUUCCUUAAGGAAGGUCAAAGUGCGACAAACAAGAGCCAGUGUACUACGACAGCUUAAAAGCCCGACAUCCAUUCAUGUAAACCACGAGCCUUGGUCGAGCUUCGGCAUCGCGAGAGGCACCGCUGCGGGCGGCAACGCCCAAACUUUAUCAGAGGCAAUAUCGUCGAGGAAAAGUUCUCUGUCUCAUACUAACAGUUCCUCGCGCGCAGAUGGCCUGAUCCACUUGAACGCAUCGAAAGCAAUGGAGGCCCCCUCGGUGAAAAAAGUAGUCCAGGCUAAGCAGGUAAAGAAAAAACUCGAGUCGCCCAAAGCCACCAGAGCUUCUCAGAGGGCGAAAUUAACGAGUUCAAAAACAUGUGAAGAUUCAAAGCACAGUUCGAGUCUCGGUGACAGUGAGACAACUGUAGAACGUGAACAGGGCAGCCCUCCAACCGGGGAGGCGCCCACGAAGGUACAUUUGACACUGGGAUUUUUGCGGUUAACACAAUCCCAGAUGUCUAAAAUGAAGAGCCCCGCCUCUUCUAAAGUGGGCAGAGCAAAACAGUCUGAGGCCCAACAUACAGACACCAGAACUAAAACUGUUUCGUCACAGCCUACAGGAAAAAACAACUCUAAACGUCCUAAACAUUCAGGAGAUUCUGAAGCCAUCUGUGCAAUAGAUUCAGACCAGCAGAAGUCUGGAGUUAUCUCUCCUCUAUUACGUAAGGCUUCGAGAAAAGAGAACAUUUGCUCUGAUCCCGAUGCCAACAUGCGGUCGCCUAGAACGAAAAAGAGGCUGAGCAUUCUGGGGGUGACGUCAUACCCAGACGUUUUGUCGCCCGUGACCUCACCCUCAAGAUCAGAACCCCUAAGCCCGAAGAUCGAAACGCUUAGCGAGUUCAACACCCUGGCUCCCUCGUGCGACGCCUUGAGAGAGGCUCGUUGCAAAUCGCUGUCCCCAUACGAUCACACCAAGGUGGGACCGCCUCUUCAUUCACGUUCAAAAAGUGGUUCGGCAAGUCCUGUUCUCACAAACCGAAAAUCGCCAGCCACAGAAUCUCUAUCGAGGAAGUCAUCGCCUGAAAAUCACGACACAGCUACGCAUUUAUCUGCAUCCACCCCAAAGAAAGCAACUUCCCAGCCUUCAGCUCCACCUAUGACACCAUUCAGAUCCGCGGAGCACAUCAGGCUAGCCCUGAACAGAUCGCCUUCCUUCCUUCCCGUAUCCAAGCAUCGAACCCAGGCCUCACACAAAGAGACUUCAUCGUUGAAGCAAACAAAAUUGAGAAACCCAUCCAGUCUUUCACAGAAGGAAGGUAACAAACCCGUCGCACACACGCAAAGACAAAAUGUUACUGCCCUUAAAAGAAAAGUUACGAAGAACGGCGCUUCCGGUCAGGCCGCCCCUGACAGAAGGAAAGAAACGACACGGGGAGGUAAGCCCGAGGUCAUUAACAGCUCGGAGAUGCAAAUAACUUCAACCGAGCCAAAAGGGAAAGUCGAACCGAUAACUUUGUGGCCGAUCGAUCCUCAAAACCACGUGAUGUCUGGCACUGAAGAGACGGGAGCUAUAAAUAGCCAUGACGCUAUGUCAAUAAAAGAUGUGGGACAAAACACUACCGAGCCAAGCGAUCGAAAUGUGGAACUAGUAAGUGGCCUAAUCAGAAACAUUACCAACAAUGACAAAAACAGAAGCCGUGAAGUCGUAAAGAUGGCAAAGGUCAACGGUCAAGAAAUGUCAAAGUGUGAACUCACGGACAGGACAAUUGCUAGUGGUAAAAAUGCAAAGGACCUUGAAAACUCGCGAACGAAAUGGGAAUCCCCGAAAGAGAUUGGCCAAGAUGACCGACAAAGUUCCCAGCGUUCGCUCCAUAAACUUUCCCACUCCGCGUUACCUGCUGGGGAACAGGUAAAUCAGUUCCAGGGCGUGGAAUCUAGGUCGAGUUCCAGCUCUGACAUUAAUGGUGCAUUAGUAUUAGGGGAAAUAACUCACGAGGAUGCUUCGGUUACACAUACUCACGGUGCCCCCACAGAUACCCCUGGGGAUGACGCCAUAAAAACAAUUUCACCCAACCGACCCAAGGCGGGGUCAAAGCUGCCCCGAAAGACCGCCAGCCCUUUUAUGAAAAGCAAUCUCAGUGCUAAAGUGGUUGAGCUUGGCGUGAGCCGGAAACCCGCUAGCAAAGUUGGUGACAUCAAGGCGAGACCGGCGUCACGAGUCAGUUCAGCGGCUUCCACUCGCGAAAGCUCGGUGGACAGCAGGUUUGAUGACGACACGUCGUCUGUCAAGUCCGACAGGUCACACCUAUCGACCGUAUCGCUCACGUCACAGGGCCGUGCCAAGAAAACGAGCCCCAGUGAGCCAAAACAAACGAAAGCCUCAGCCUCAAGGCCAAGGGUAAACGCAACGGCCCCUGUUGUUAUCAAUCAGGUCGGGGUUAAAAAUAAACCUCUCCACGGUAAUAGACAAAGCUCCAACGGCGAUUCACGUAACACUUCAACGAAGGGGCCCGCUAAACGCGGCACGAUAACCUUACCCAGCGCCGUGCCUGGCCCUCUGCCAGUUAGCAGUGGAAAAGCAUUACCGGCUAAAAAAUCUACCAACUCCGGUAAACAGGCGAAGAUACUCAUCAGCAGGGGAAGGGAAAUAACCCAGGAAAAGAGUGCUGCUCCCGCCCCAUCAAGAGUUAUCGCAGACGAGGCGAGGAAAGAGGGGGUGAAAAAAGAGGGCACGGUUCCAAACCUACAAGCGGGUAAUAGAGGAAGUCAAAAAGAAGCUGAGCACGCGUGUCCGGUUUCAGGUCCAAGUGAUAGUGCAGAGCAAAGGCGUGAUAAAUCAGAACAUAGAGGUCUUAUCUCAAUAAAAGAAAACUCUGAUACAGAAGUUCUGUUUAGAAUAGCAAAAGUGGAGAAUGUAUUGGAAGGGAAUAUAAAUGAUUUCUCUAGGAAAGAAAGUCAAGCCUUAGAUGAAACAGACAAAGCAAUGGAAUCAGGGCAAGCUGACAUAAAUUCAGAAACAGCAGGGCCCAUGUUUGAAACAUCUCAAGUACCUAGCAUCGUGUACGCGGGAGUCCAAGACAUAGAUGAGAAUUUAACGAGCGCUAAAGAUAAUGUUUUCGGACAAGAAAUCUCGCCUCUGCUCUCGGGUGAGUCACUGAUGUACUCACGAGGUGUUGUACAUAAUAAACAGCCGAGCUCUUCAGAUGGCUCCUCUUCUGCACGUGUGAGCGAUUGCGUGAAAGAUGAAAAAGAUGAUGGGGGCUCAUCUCUAUCUGCUGCCGAUGAGUUACUGCCCGGUGGUGAACUCGUCCGGGUGCCCGAUGCACACCCCGCGCCCGUAGAUUAUCAGCCCGAGAGUUGUACCCCUUUUCACAUUCAUCCUGGCCUCGGAGGAGAAAACGCGCUCGCGGGCCCGGCUCAAGUUACGCCCUCACCCUCCUCUCUCGAGAGGGAAACGGGAGGAGUCACGCCGAUGGACGCCGCGAUCGGGGAGGUGGGGGAGUUGGGGGAGGAGGCAAGGAGCGAGAGACGAGCACAAAGAAAUGAGGAGGACACGAAGAAAGAGGAGGGCGGGAGAGUGCCGGAGGGAGGGAGUGUACAAAAAUGUGUUAAAAGAGCAGACGAAGAGCACGCCCGUGUUGAUGCCAGGAGGAACAUCGUUGUGUGUGUAUGUUCCACUGUGAACAUAGGGAUUAACAACAGCCAGGGAGAUGGUCAUUCGCAGACCAUGGACACUACGUACAUUCAGUGUGACCAUUCAGCUCGGAUAUCUUCCCUUCUUCAGGACCAGCACAUUGGAUACACGAAACAACAACAAGGUCAAACUCUGGAGGUCAGUACGGGUCAACCUAACAUUUAUAAAGACAUUCAAAAUGAAAACAUGACCCAAAGUGUUUCUAACUCGUCGGAUUCGAUAUGUACAUUAUCUCACACGAUACCAAUUACUGACGAUUCUGUAACAAUGAAAACAUUGAACUUGUCUAGUCAUGAUAGCAUCGAUUCGUCUCUAACGAAUGAUCUUUCUAAACACGAGUCCAUUAACGUCUCCUCUCUUACCCUUCCUUCUGACCACACGAUGGACACUGGAUACUGUCCAUCCGAUACUGACCAGCUAUCCGAGAAGGCAGCUUCGAAACUCAAGUUUUUAAAACGGGUCAACUUCGAUUACAUUCAAGAAGACAACGAAAUGUCCUGUGGAGUAUCGAUUGAACAUGGGAGCCCUUGGAUAAGGGAAGAGGAGAGAAGCGAUGAAUGUAAUCAUCUGUCAGAGCAACAAAUGGAGUGUAGUCCCCAGGGGCGGUGUCAUAUGUUCAACUGUGAAAAAGAUAGCUGUAAUUGUUCUUUACGUGACAUGGGCGGAUACACGCUUACACGAGAAGUAAGAGACGCGGUAUCGGAGAGCGAGCCGCAUUGGUCGUCUGACGAUAAAUGUACUUUUACCAAAGCGAGACAAAAUGAUGAUUCCCUACAAGAUGAAAACGAGGCUGAGAUAGUCUCAGAUAGUGAUGAUGAGCUCCUCUCAUUAAUGCUGAGUAAAGAUGACGUAGAGACCGAGUGUAUCUCAGCAGGCUUAUCUCGGCACAGAGACUAUCAAGGCGAUAAGCUCGUCCCUUUGAAAUCUUUUUCCGAGUCGAGCGAAGAGGGCGCCGACCUCGUGCCGUCUGAAGUGAGAAGCGGGAGCAGGGAGGAGAAAGCUGAAGAGGGUGACCAGAGUGAGCGACUUUACUCACGCGACAAACGUGGGCAGAGGGUCUCUGUGUACAGCAUGGAGGACGAGAGCGCCUUCACCACUGCCCUUGACGACGCCCUGCUCACGGGGGCGGACGAUAAAGAUGGUGACGACGAUGAUGACGAUGAUUCGAGCGGCGAUAACAUUUGUCUCACUGAAGAUACCUUCGAUCUCAUGGAAGGCCGCGAUAACAUUGGUGCAGGGGCGCCGGUAGGAGGGGAGGACGACUCCGAGUCGACUUGCUCCGAGUCGAGCUUUCAGUCCGCUACCUCGGAUAUUUUGAUGGUCGCCGCCUCGCCCCCUUCUGGUGAGCUCGCACACUUUCAAGGGUGUGGGACCAGUAAGGCGGGGGAGGGCAUGGCCAGAAUGAUAGCGUCAGAUUCCGAGAACUUGGAUGAGUGCUGGCAAGAUGUGAGCAGCUCGCGGGACGGUGAAUUUCAUGAGGAUAUUGUGUUAACUUGCGGGCCUUAUGGCGAGGAUUCUGGAGUUUUGUCAACCAUGCCUUUCUCUUCAACCCCAAGGGCUUCAGGUCGACACGGUGGGGCCAUCGUAAGCAGGUAUGAUUAUGAUGUUUCUCACGUUUCUUCUCGUAAAGUCUCGCAUGAUGGGAUCUCGUCCGAGAGUUCUCAAACUGGCACUAACAUUAAUGACAAUCGAGGUACUUUGUUACAAAGUCUUUCGCUACCUGCUAUCUCAACGUCAUCAGCUCCAAACGAGCUGACAGCCGUCUUCGGGGUCACUGGAGGUCAACUUGUCCUAAACAGUUCAUCGUUCAACGCUGGGGGCAAGAAGGCGGACCCUACUUGCCAGCUGAUUAAUGAUGUUACGACAUCGUCAUCUCUGACGUCAUCAACACCUCAGCCUGGAUUAUCGUUACCUGAGCAGACUUCAGCCGAGAAGACGACACAGGCCAAUGGCACUGAUGUUUUCGACACACUAACAUCAUUGAAAGACAUUAUGUUUGCUGACGACUAUGUGGAUGAAACGACGUCAGCCACACCAACAGCAUUAUCCUCCUCCUCAUCCUCUCCCUCAUUGUCUUCCCUCUCAGACAAAAGACGCUCCAGGCAAGGUAGGAUAGCGGGAAACAAAGUGGCGCCCUCUAUGCUCCCUUCUCGCUCAUUCUCAUUAGAGCCUAGGAGGUCAUCAACGAAGAUUGAUCCCGAGCCCGGCACCCGAAGCCGUUCCCCGUCCUUUUACAGCAAUACCAUCGUAGUGGACUUGACCACCCACAGCAGGAACCACAGGUCUCAGCCGGCGCCCUCACAAACAAAACCAGAUGUGGCGGCCCCCGCGACCCAACGAAAUAAGCUCCAUGCGCACAAAGAUAUCAAACAGAUAAACUCGACUUCAGCGCCAAAAGAUAUCAAACAAAUAAACUCGACCUCAGCGCCCAAAGAUAUCAAACAAAUAAACUCGAUCUCAGCGCCCAAAGAUAUCAAACAAAUAAACUCGACCUCAGCGAAUAUUCAAAACGUUUCAAUUGGACCUUCAAACGCGAUCAUCGUUAGAAAUGGUGACGACGUUCAAAUUGAAAACAACACAACCAACAUCAUCCGUCCAAAAAGUCAACAAACUAUUGGGCCUGUAUCAAACAAGACUUUAACAAGCCAGACUAAGGACAGUCACGCAUUGAAAACUGCUUGUAAAAUCAAAACGGCGCCUUUAAACACUGGAAUUACUAGGGCGCAGGACAAUCAACAGAAUGCCACCACAAAAAAGGGCAAUAGGUUGGAGAAGAACCAGAGAUUCGAACCCGUGGAAUCGGACAAGCAAGAAAGUCACGCUACUAAAACAAUCCCGUCCCAGCGUCAAGGUCUAGCUAUAAAUAGCCGGCUACCUCAGCCCACUGAACAGAAAGAGAAACGGGACAAAGGAGUUACAGUGGACAAUGGGCAGACGAAAACAGAACGCGACCCUGCAUUUAGAACCGCGAGUGAGGAUUGCACGCAGGCUGUUCCCUUCUCGCGAUCUCUGGAGACAGGUCUGGCCAAUGACAACACAGAGUUUUCCCACGACCUUUGCCCUCUACACACGGGGGAAAGUACGUGUGUAAAAACUCACUCAGGGUUGCCAUCUCUCACUGAACAUAGACACUGUGUAAAACACAUGGACACUGGAUCUAAUGAUCACACGUACUGCGCCCAACAAACCAACAAUGAAACAAAUAGUUCGCUAUUUACUUUCUCACCACUUGAUAGUCCAUCAAUGUCCAGUCAAAUCAGUGACCAUCAGUCGUGUCAGGGUGAGAAGAAUAUACCCACCACAGCAGCACCCUCUCACGACAUUACAAAAACUAGCCUUUUUGAGAGCGGGUAUUCUUCUGACAUCAAAUCCCCGGACAUGCGUUCACCGACGUUGGAAAUGGAGGACAACUCUAUAGACUCUUCGUUGCCCGAGCGUUACACGGAAACCACCGAUGACACUACUGUGUGCAAGGGGGCUGGCAUUAACUCUCAGGAAAUGGGCUUAUUAUCGCAAACAGAAUUAUCUGCUAGUGCUGGAAUUCUGAUAGCUGCAGGCACGAUGCCUGUAUCUGUGAGAGAAGUAAGCUCGGUGAAUGGCUCCAUGGCUGCCUCCAAACCUUUGCUAUCUUUAACUGCUGAAGAUAGAUUAAAGGCGAAUAUCACACGAGAGGAAACUCUCGGCACGAGAGCAGAGGAAUUACUGCGCCCAGAUAACGGUGCCGUGGAAGAGAGCGUUACGUCACAGCGCCACAGUAGUCCUCAGUACUUACUAUCUGACCCGUGUCACGAUAACUCUCAAAUGUCAGAAGGUCAUCAUAGCAGCGUAAACAAACAUGGCAGCCGAAAAUCCGGACGCGCGGACAUGAACAAAGCGGAUAUUCACGAUGGAUACAAUGUGGCCCGCACAGUCAACACUGACAUAGGUGUCGACAUUAAAAGUGAAAGCACAGAUUACAUCAACGGAGGGGACCCUCCUGGCAAGGGAAUGUUUUCUCAACUUAUUCAACUAGAAGAGUUCCAGGUCGAUGUUUUGGCAAGUGGUAACAACUCUAGCCCGGGGGACGAUGACAUUUGCAAUGCGAUUGUGGCCCCUGAAUUUAACAUUGCUAGUAAAAGGGUCUCUCAAGCAGAAGACGUCUCCGACACUGUUGAUCAGAAAGCAGAAGUGGAAUCACAUGACAUCAUAAAGAACGUUUCAGAAGCAAAGUGCCCGAAGAAUGAACUUUUAGAUGAGCUCUGUCCAGACCGCGGGGCUGUGUGUGUUCCUGUCUCUAAAAUUAACACUCCCCCUACACACGGUAACGCGCUAGGCGGGUCUCCCGCGAGGUUCGAAAAAGAUCAUCAACUCCUGAGUGGUAUAAAUUAUCCCCCUGAUUAUCACACAUCUGGAAAUGAGCAGAUACACUCAUCGCACGGGGAGAGCUUAACCACGAGUGACUCGCCUCGCUCCGAGGAGACAUGUAAACACCGGGCCUCGUCCAUCGAGAUCACGUCGAGGGCGGGCAGUGGACAGGAGUAUCUAGACAACUCACGUGAGUUCCUGUCUGGAAGCGAGCCGCCAGUUUUUAAACGCGAGACCUCCGCUCCUCGGCUAGACGUAGUGUCCAACACAAUAGAUUCCAGUGUUGACACCGAGACGCUGGCAUUUGCUGACGAUGAAGAUUCUUUCCCUCUCUCCGUGGAUACACAUCGCACCGUUCACACAAUUAAUGAGCCUGCUGUGAAAUCGGUUGACUCCGUGUUUCAUGAUAGCAAAGCAGAUUCAGUCUCUCCACUGUCAGAUGACCAACACGGGCACCGUGGAUCGAGUGGGAUUAAUUUGUGUGUUGAUUCUAAGGUAUCGAUACAUGAUACGAUGGAUUACCGCUUGGAUAAUCGUGCUAUCGAUACUACGCAUUCAAAAGAUAUUGGAUAUAAUCGAAGUAAUUCAGGAGGAAUAUCGAGUGCUCACAUCGGUGUGGUUAGUGUGCAUUCAAAACAUGAAGUGUGCACGGAUUAUAGUACGAGUGGUAAGAGUUUUGCCCCUUGCUUGCGGCGCACGGACUCUGAGGUAAGAACUAGCCUAGCACCCUCUCUCUCUCCAUCACUCUCCUCCAACUCAGUUCACGAGACCUGUGUCCAGUCUUUGACCAAGUCCAACACAUUCCCAGAACAUUGUCUCCAACAAAAACAACUUUUGGGCAGCAUUAAAUCCCCGCCCACAGCCCCCAAACCCAACCUCCCAUUGCAGCUCUUGCAGUCUCUCCGUCUCAGUCGGAAGCUUUCCUCAGAGGGAUCCGCUGGCGACGGGGUGGACGGUAGAUCCCAGUGUGACCCUGUCUUCUUAUUUGACGGCGAAGCGGGGUGGCUGUCAAAGCAAAUAGACGUCGAUAGAAAACACGGCAAUUAUGUUGAUAGAACUGAACUGUAUGACAACCCCAAGCAGUGUCCUGUCAUCAUUGACAUCAGCAGAUCUUCAGAUGACCCCAACACUCCGGCCACUGACCCAUCUUUUAAAAAGAGUCUCAUCACUUCUGUCUACGUUGAGAAGCAGAACGAGAUAGUCGCGUCAUCAAGGCAAGACUUCGUCCUCCACCAAGCACUCAUCAGUGGCGAGACAACACUGACAGAAGAAAGUGACCCCCGCGCCAAGGGCAUCAAUUGCUCCAGUCUUCUCCAGCGCUGGAACGCCCUGAACAUGUGCUCCCCUCCAAAGGCAGAGGCGUCCCCUGAUGCACACAAAUACCUCAGCCCUUCUCCCCACCCUGACCACCCCCCUAAAGAAAAAAGUCCCUUCAUUCUAGAAAAAGUCUGUGAGCUACUCAGCAAGAUAUCAAAAGAUACAACAGAAGUUAUUCGCCCUAAAUCACCGCUACCGUUAGCAGAAGAAGUCAAACCGCUCGCCCCACGCCCACAAGAAGCAGCGCCCCCUCAGGUAGACAGUGAAAAAGAAAGGGGCGUUCGGGUGGUGAAAAAGUGGAAAUCCAUGAUUAAAAAAUCACGCGUGGUGGCCAUCAGAGAAACCCUGAAAGUGAAGAUGUCUGGAACAGAAGAGAACCCUACGCCCCUGACUGCCCCCUUGUCCCCGACACCUCAGAGAAAGUACAAGUGGGCAAGGGGUGACGCGGGCAUAUGGAAGAAGGUGUAUCUGGAUGAAAACGGGCAAGUAAACAGUGAGAUCAGUGACGAGUUCCAAGCAUCGGUGACAAGUUUAGAAACAUCGCAAACUGCAGCAACGGACGAGCCUUUUUCACAUUGUUUACCAAGGAAUAUUCAGGGAGACCAGUAUUCCCAUUUCGAACAAGUAAACACUGUUGAAGCUGAAAAGUCUAUAGACAAUAAUACAUUGACGCCACAAAAUGACACCCUCACAUAUUUAGAUAUAGGUAAGUCUAGAGAAACUUCUGGAGAGGAUGAGAAUCAGCUAGACUCAAGAGUAGGCUCGGUUUCUGAUGUGCUCAACACACAAGACUCGGUCAGUACUAAUGUAUCGUCUCUGGGGCUUGAUGAGCCAAAACUUCAGCAGGAAGACAUUAACAGUGUAGUAAAGAAAAUCAGUAUUUGUGACCAGCACGUUGACCACUCCACUGACACCAUUUCGACCAGUGACGUCAGCGCGGUUACUUUCACACGCAGCCCCAGCAGACGAAAUGACUCGAUUUCUGUCUCGGAAAGCUCCAACUGCUCAACCAGUGAGCGCACAGCGAGGGUGGCUGAAUCUAUUUCUUUUGAGCAGGAACCACAUCAAACACCACAAGAAAGGGAUCUGGAGAUUUACGAAGAUGUAGAUCAGCGCCUGGCAGUGUCGGAUCAACAAACAGAUAGCAGGGGGCACCCUGGCAGCUCUGUUUACGACACAGCCACUCCGGAUACAGCAAAGCUGGUGUGCAUUUCGCCAGACGGUGCUCAUCCGGAAAUAGACUUAUCAAAUGCCAAGGGAGUUAAUUCUGGAUCAGGUAAUAUAAUCAAGGGGGAUAAUUUUGACAUCACCGGUGAUAACGGCGAGAAGUCAAAACACAGACCGAGCCUAAUUGAGGGCGGAGUAGAAAAUGAGUGUAGUUUAGAGAGAGUCGUCGGCACAAGUGAUGCGCAACAGAAGGUUCCAAUCGAUAAAUUCAGGCCAGCUGGUAACAAUGAUGAUUUAAACAAUACAUCAUACGUCUGUGACACUUCUACAGUAAGUACUCGGACAUGUGACAACACUGCGGCAUUUGAACAUGAUCAUGAUGAAAUGACCAAAUUAGAUCAACUGGACAUUAUAAAAGAAACAUCGGACUCUCUUGGCCCAGCUAUCGAACAGGACAGAUUGGACUUAAAUUCAUCCACAGCUGCUCAAGAAUUAGCUAACGCUAUCUCAGACAAGGAUGCUCCAUUUAGAAAAGAUAACCCUGGGGUGUUGAACACUAACAGUGAGUCUAACGUGAAGAAUCCAGAAGCUAAUAGUGAAUCGAGCCAAGUUGAUGUAAACACGUGCCAGAAAUAUAAAACCUCGGACUCCAGAAGUAGCCACGCAUCAGUUAGCGAGUCUGACGAAAACUCUAAAGUGGAUGCAGACAUGGCCCCCUCUGGCGAUGGCGGAGACUUUGUGGGUGCUGAGAAAUCUGAGAAAGCAAACGAAACCAAUAAUGAAGGAGAUAAGAAAGAAGAGGGCGAAGAACAGAAGUCUAAGAAGUACACCUGGCCCACUGUCGCAGAAAGCCUUAAGAGGUUUCAGAAAUCUAUCGCUGCGACCCCGCACAGGAGCCACCUCCAGCGCGGGCGUGAUCAGCAGUAUCUUCUUACCACUAAGAAAGACAACACCAUCUUGCGAGGCUGUACUGAGGGUAAACCAAAAGCUGAUCAGUUUGGGGCUUCUUGUAGCCCCACGCUGCACCAACGUGCUCUCGCAAGAAAUGAGACAUUAGUUGAAUCUGAACCGAAUGUUGAGAAUUCAUCUUCUAUCGCCCUUGACUCGAAUGAUCAUUUAGACAAUAAUCAAAGGACCGUCACAAGUUCUGCCUCAUCACCCACAUCACUUAAAUCUACAAUCACUGCAGAGAAGUCCACAUGUUCCCCUGAUCAAAAACCUGCUAUACCACCCCCAGUUAUAGAUAUGAAGGCGAAAAAGCCCACGUCUUUAAUCAGUUCCUCUUGGAAGCCCCCCUCAAUGCCAGAAAAGACUUUACCCCCGUCACCUGUUAUUGUCUUAUCGCCAGUUAGCGCCUUUGGUAAAGCUAGCAGCAUUGCCAGUUCGGAAAUUGCUACAAAUAAAUCUCAAGAUGUUCUGGAAACUUCUGGGAAACCUUCUUUGUCAAGUGAGGUCAUAAGAACUUCUACUUCCACUGCUGACGUUCUUUUGUCCUCAUCGUCAGCUUCAGAUGGAUCUGGAGCAUCUUUGUUCAAAUCCAUGACAAUGUUCAAAAAGAUACAACAGGACCAACCUUAUAUUCAACUGCUUGACAGCGCUUCUAAAAACCAGUCUGGAUUACCCACAGAAGGAGUGACCUUGCAUUUCGAAUCCAAGGACGCUCUUCUACCAGCGCCUGGUGAUUCCAUCACUCCGUCAGCAGAGGACCAGGCCAUGAUUUCACCAAGGUCAAGGAGAAACCUUCAAAGUGCUAAAUUGAUCAGCGUGAGCGUUUGGGACACUCACGAUGGGGAUAAAAACCUGAGAGCCUCACGUAGACUGUGGACCCCAGAGGAGAAACCGAUCCUUGCUGGAAUCUCUGAGAUCGAAGAAGUCCAUGGUUCACAGGAAGUGGCUCUCAGCAGCCAUGACCCAGAACACCUACAAGCCAGCGACGACUGCAAGGAGCGUGUUCGUGCCUCCAGAUCUCCAGUACGACCGCAAGCAAAGAAAAAGUCUGCCCGGAGGAGUCUUAGUCUGCCCUCGGGCGGUCUUUCUUACGGGGAUGUCAAAAUUAUGUACAAGGAUGGCCACUUCGUUACAGUUGGCGCCCCGUCUGACAAACAGGAGGCGGGUCCGGCGGAGGACGAAGAAGUAGAGCAGGGCCCAGACACAUGUCAAAGAAGUAAUCUCCCUUCGUCUCUGAAGGAGGUGAACGAGGACCUCUACGACCAAGAUGGAAACAUGAGAGCAGAGAUUUUGAUGCUCCUUGAGCAAGGCAUUUCUGACGCUCAGCAGUUAGACUACAACAGAUGGGACGAGGGAGGCGGGGACAUCAACAGACGAACUAGGGCGGGGGCGCCCAUUUUCUUGUCACUCCCUAGACGAAGGCAGAAAGGGAACAGACCCAAUUCAGCCGACGAAGGUCAACUGUUGCGAAGCUACAGCAAAUCCCAUCAGUCACUUGUCAGCCAUUCCGAUGGGGUGGACAGUGGUCACGGAGAGCUGGGCUCCGGUCAUGGGCGCGAUGGCAGAGAGGGCUCGACGUUGAAGCGAAACAAUAGUUUUACUGAAGCCAUGGGGUCAGACCUGACAUUGAACGAGACAUAUAAAAGAAGUGAACCAAGAGAUCUGGAUAACACAGAACUUUGUGACAGUGGAUUUGAUGAUCAAAGACAUUCCAGAGAAGACUCUUCCCAUAAAACCCGAACCAAAGGUCCUGGGUUCAUUCAGAGAAUGCUGAAAAAACGUAAGGGGUCAGCUUCAGAUAAAGCCUUGUCACUCUCAACAUCAAAGCCAUCCAAAGACGAUCUUUCAGCGUCGUCACUCUCGCUGGCGUCUAACUCGUCUGCCACACCCACCUCACCGAAUAAGCGUGAUCCCAGAGACUCUUCCCUCACGCGCAAGAUGUCGUUCAGGGGGAUAUUUAAAAGGAAGAACUCGUCUGACAUGUCAGGGAAGAAAACAUCGGAUGAACAGGACAUUCUUCACUCGGCGUCCUACCCUAACGGCAGUGAAAGCGGGUCUGUGCUGAAUGUCUCACACCGGAGGGUUCUGACAAACAUUGGCGAGUCAGACAACCACCAGGACGAUCUUCUAAACAUUGAGCACCCAGAGUCUUUAUCGCCCAGCUCGUCCAUGUCGAGGUCUCCCAAGACGCCCUUGUCCAACUCUAGUUCCCUGAGCUCCCUCCAGCACAGUAUUGCUUACGACGACAACGACAGGACGCCCACGGCCGACUAUGGUCCAGUCGUCCACCGGCGCGUCCGCAGCUCAUCCGGGCGAGUCAGGUACACGGGUGGCUCUCGCCUCUCGGGCGACUCGUUCUCGGAGUAUGACUUCAGCUCUCAGGAGUUUCAGAGCUCUGACGAUGCCCUCACUCCACGGUCUUUUUCUCCUGGCAUCAUGGACAUGUCUGCGGAAGGCGAGCGGACUCUGGUCCCAAGCCCGGCAUCACCUAACGACAGGUUGUCCCCUUGCAUUUAUCAAACUCUGACAUCGAGUCCUCAAGGAGGCAGACGGCGCCCUUCAAGGGAAGAUGAAGGUUCUCAAUCAUCUUCCACCAGGGUCUCGUCAUCUAGCUCGAAUGCAGACAAAGGAGAAAUUACUUCCAGCAACAGCAACGACUCUGGGAUACAAAAUGACGUCAUUGUCACCUCUAGCACCGAGUCCAUGCAGACCACUGUGAAGCUCAGGAAGUCCAAAUCGCCGUCGCCUGUAGCCGAACGCCCGAAAUCAGAUAUCACAGUCCGCUGGGCAGACCUGUUGGAGCAGGUCAUGGACCCGGGUGGUGUCAAGUAUCGCAAGGAGGCAGGCAAGCUGCGCAAGAGACCCCGACCCAAAUCUGAUAUCGAUGAGGGCUUGGAGAACGGAGAUAGCGAGGAGGAGGAGGUGGAGGAAGAUGCUGACAUGGAUGUGGAGGAAGAUGAUGAGAGUGAUGAAGGUGGGUGUCACUCCCUGGAGUCUCGACGUGCCGUCAUUGUCGGUGCCAACAGCCUGGCCAACAUCAGCAGUGGCGUCGGUGGUGCCGUGUCGGCGGCCCCCAUGAUGAGCGCUGCCAGUAGCUCUAGUGACGUGAUGGCCAUGAACUCUGGCGAGUCUGUACAGAGCCUGGUGGAGCUCAGGCGGACAUCACGAGGGGAUAGAGAUGUGCUCACUGCCAAGCUGGCUAAAUUUAGAAGGCUGUCCACACCUCAACCUAUCACUCUUCAUGCCGAGAAGCCAGCAGUCAAGCCCUGCAAGAACCUACAAGUGUUCAGCAAUCUGAAACAAGCCUGCAGCAUGCCGGACAAUCUGGACAAACUGUCUAGGAAGAAGCAUUACUUCAGUCUCAUAAGCUCAGACGCCCAAAGUAUAACUAGUCAACAGAGUGGUGGGGAUGAGUCCUCGGAUGAGUCUGAGUACUCUGUGGAGUACCCUGAGAAGUCACUCAGUACGCGGUCAUCUCAUGCCAUGUUGGCUGCUCUUGACCAGAUGUAUGAGAAUAACCUGACCUAUGCUGAGGCCCUAUGGGAUCAUGUGACCAUGGACCCAGAUGAGCUGGGCUUCCGUGCCGGAGAUCUGAUUUGCGUGACAGAUGCCUCCAACAAGUACUGGUGGUUUGGCGUGCUGGAUGGCCGGGAGGGCUGGUUUCCUACCAACUAUGUCAGGUUGAGAGUCAACCAGGACAUCAUGGAGGAUGAGUUGUCUUACCUCAUGGCCGAGAAGGAGGAGAUGGUGGUGCCUGAGCGCAGCGGGAACCUGAUGGUGACCCCCAGCCACCUGGACAAGAACCAGGCCAGGGCCAACGUGGUGAAUGAGAUUCUGAGUGCAGAGAGGGACUAUGUCAAACACCUGAAGGAUGUUGUAGAGGGUUAUGUGAAACAAGCUCGCAAGAGGCCAGAAAUGUUUCCUGUAGAGAAAGUCACUGUCAUCUUCAGCAACAUUGAGGACAUCUACUUGUUUGCUACCCAGCUGCUGGACAGCUUGCAGAGGUGUGUCAACCCAGAGAAGCCCCACCUGAGUGAGAUUGGGCAGUGCUUCCUAGAGAAGGUCAAAGGGUUUGAGAUGUACUCUGACUACUGUAACAAUCAUCCCGCUGCCUGCGAUGAAUUGAGGGAGCUCUACCGUAACAAGAGAUACAGACAUUUUUUUGAGGCCUGUAGGCUACUGCAGGAGAUGAUUGAGAUCCCACUGGAAGGGUUUCUCUUGACUCCUGUCCAGAAGAUUUGUAAGUACCACCUGCAGUUGGCAGAAUUGUUUAAGUUCACCCCUGCCGACCACCCAGACUACCCUUAUGUCCAAGCAGCUCUGGAAGCAAUGAAGAAAAUUGCAACUCUGAUUAACGAGCGUAAACGCAAGAUGGAAAGCAUUGAGAAGUUGGCAGCCUGGCAGCUAUUGGUGGAUGACUGGGAGGGUCCAGACAUUUUGGUGGAUAGCUCAGAGUUAAUUUAUUCUGGUGAACUGAACAAAAUCAAUCAUGCUGGCUGGUCUCAAGAAAGGUAUUUCUUCCUGUUUGACCAUCAGCUGAUUUACUGUAAGAAAGAUCUGCUCAAGAAGUCUAGUUUCUGUUACAAGGGCCGCAUCGACAUGGACGGCUGCCGAGUUUACAACAUACCAGAUGGCCGAGAUUCCCAGUACAAUGUGACUGUGAGGAAUGCUUGGAAGCUCCACGACACCCACAAGGACAAGUGGUACCUUCUGGUUUCCAAGACUGCAGUCAUCAAGCAGAGGUGGAUCAAAGCAUUCCAAGAUGAGAGGAGGAGGGUGAAGGAUGACGCAGAAAACAAUUUCAACAUUCCAGCUCAUGUGAAACAAGCUGUGAUAACAAACUUCAAACAGAAGACUAACCACAGCAAACCUAAAGGGAAAAAAUUUACUCGUACAACCAGUGCCAUUGCUACAUUACCUCGCACCAAGAAUCGUCACAAUGUCAAAUCAGACGGGACUUUGGAGAAAAGAAAAAUCAACUGGUUCUUUCUGGGGAAAGGAAAAUCCUGAAGUCCUUAGCCUGCAGCUUUGGAUACAUUUGGACUUAAAAGCCCUGGUAAUGAAAACCAAUCCACUUGACCAGAUCUGAUGACUAGUCUCUAAAACCUCAACAGGAAGUUGACUGUACACCCAACAUAUUGCUCAACAAACUGAUUUAUUUCAAGAAAGAAAGCAAGACAUGUUUAAAAAGUUGAAACUGAAGAGCAGAGAGCUGUGGGUUACAUGGAUUAGUUCACACAGACACACAAUGGUGUACACACAGACAUACAAUGGUGUACACGCAGACACACAAUGGUGUACACACAGACACAGAAUGGUGAAGUCAAUGUUUGAGAACUUUGAAUCAAGGAGAGACAACUCUUAACAAAACUGGAUAUAUAAAACAAAUGUAAAUACUUUGACUAUACUACAUGAACUGAAACAAAGAACUUGUUUUAAAUGAUUGUGUCUAACAGUUUCUGUUUUACUCAAGAACCUGGGUUUUUUUUUUUUUUUUUUUUUUUUUUGAUGUCAUAAAAUUAUUCAUUUGCUAUUGGAGUAAAUAAUUCAAAAUGACAUAACCCAUGAAAAUUGAAAGGACAGAAAUCCUUCAGCUUGGCAGCUGCAAAUGAAUUUAUAAGAUACAGAGUCAGGAUCUCACCAAUUCUGACACUUAAGAGGAUCAUUCAUUAGUUCAACUGGACAACUAAUUUCAAAUGUGGGACAUCAAUGGUUAAUUGAGUCAGCAGUUCAAAUGAUCUGACAUAACAUAGCAGCUGUUCAGUGGGAAAACUGCAUCAGUCCUUACAGAAAAAAAUAUUUUAUUCACUACAAACUGAAUUAUUAUGAACAAAACAGCCUGUGAUGCUGUGUAGUUAUGGAAGUAAUCUAGUAAGCUGUUCAUUUGGUUUUUCUGACAUGUUUUGCUAAGAAAAACAUUUGCUUUUAAGGUCAUGUACAUGAUGUUUUUGAAAUGAAUCUUGAUUUGUAUUCGUUUUACUUCAGUUCAAAGGUGCUGAUGAGUCGUAUGUACUCACAACUCUUGCGUCUUUCUCUCAGCUCAAGUGACCUCAUUCGUCUGACCAACAUCAUCUUAUUAUCAGUGUCAUCUUGCAUGAGAGCGACAUUUUGAUGUCAGGACCAACUUCAAACUUUUGUUCACAAAUGUUCCACAUCAUUGUACUUGUGUGAGUUGGAUGCAUGCGACCCAAGUUCUUUCUGUUAGACAUUGUCAAGAAAUGAUCUGGCUGAGCUGUGAAAUUCUGUUUUCCAACUCAUGUAGCAUUCUCUAUCACUAGGAAGGAGGAGACAAGUGUUCAUAUUGGCACAGUUCUCUUUAGUUUAUUGUCUGCACCCAAACUGCCUUCAGACUUAUUGAUCAUGUUGUUGCAUUCUGUUUCCUAAAUAUCAGCUAUUGUUUCCUCUGAUUUGUUGUAUUAUACUAGAAGUUAGUGACAUGAAAUUAGCCUGACGCUUUCUAGGGGUACAAGUUAAAAAAUAAAAUUAUUAUUUUUUAUAUACACAUGUACAAUACUGUUUGAUAGACUGGUAUUCAUCCAGUGACAUUAAAAGUUGUAAGAACUUUUGUAAAUUGUUUUAAUUCACACUUUAGUUAAAAUUGUGUCCCUCUGAUUAGUGUUGAGCCCACUUUUUGUUGACUUUGUAUUCAAGUGAGUGUGUUGAAUUUGUAUUCAAGUGUGAAUACAAGAAAAGAAUUGUGUUGACUCACUGGCCAUUUAUUUCUUCUUCCAUGUUUCUACACCAGCAUUUGAAUGUUCGUCGUAGUUGUUUAUUUCUGCUGGUUUUUGUGUGAUCCAGUCAUUUGUUUGAAGUUUUGUGUUCACUUUGUCCAGUAGAGUGGAGGGGGGGGGGGGGGGAUGAACUACUAAAGCAUUAAUCAGUUCAUUUUAAAUAUUUGUUUUGCAAUAAUGUUGUCUAUCAGUAUGAAAGUAAAAGUCAUGUACUAUAUAUUUAUUAUAUGUAGAGAGAUUCAACUCAAAGCUCCACGAAUAUAAGAGAUUUUAAGUUGUAUUUUAUGGGUGAGGACAGUUGUCAUGAAACUAGAUCUUCAACAUUCAAACCAUAUAUUGUCAUCAUUCUGGUCUACCGCUCAGCUCAAGUACAUUUGUAGAUUAAUAAACACAUGUUUAUAUAACAUUAUAAACUGGACCAUUGGAUUUAAUUAAAACAUUUUUUAAUUAGCACAAAAUGUCAUUUAUUGUUUUAAUGAACACUUUCAACCCCAACCACUCUAGAUGUAUAUAAUGUAUGUAUUUUUUAAAAUAUUUUUUACAAUAAUUGACCCAAUUUUAUUUUUAUGCUUUAUUUUAUAGAUAAUUUUUUUUUCCUUCAUUGUGAUACUUUUUUUUGUGCUAAUACAAUUUGAACAUUUGUUUUAAGUUUAUGUGAAGAAUGGAACCUACUGAUGUACUUUUUUUUUCUUGGCUGAUCAUUAGACAUAAUUUGUGUGUUUCACUUCUGCAAUGUCUUAUAUCAGUUAUUGCCCCUUAUUAGUCCAUCUAAUGACAGAAAAGUAUUUUGUCAUUGAAUAUAUGAAGUGCACAGUGUGGUCCUAAAAUGGCCUCUUAAUAUAUGAUUCUUAUGUCAGAAUGUGUUAAUAUGUGUACUUGCAGACUUUGCUUUGAAUGAAAUUGUUAGUAUUUUAACACACACAACAACUUGUAUAGUAUUAACAACAGUCUUCCUGGUAGCUCUAUGAUUAUGUAAUCAAAUUCUGUAAAUAAGUAAAUAACAAAAACUAAAUAAGCAAUUUUUUUUUCUUUGUCUAUUUCAUACAAAUUUCUAUGUUCUGUAUGUGUGAGACUGACCCAUCUAGAGCUGUGUACAACUGAGCCAUCUAGAGCUGUGUACAACUGUGACCAGUUUGAUCUCUUUAUUAGUUGAAUCCCCAUUGUGUACAUAAGAAUGUGUACAGAACUUUGUGUGUUUCUAAUUUAUUGCCUGUGUCAUGCUGAGUGCUGUUCAUCAAAUGUAAAACAUUUUUUUAAAUAAAAGUCUAAAUAAACUAAAAUACUUGACAUUAUAA